AAAAUAUGCUUCAUUCGGAAAGUAGUGGCGCUGUUAGUCAGACGGAUCUCUUUCUCGCGCUAUCUCGUCACUGUCGGCUGCGAUACUUUUGUGCGGUUGUGGACAAUUUUCACACAUUCUACUUCCUUCAUGACAAGGAAAAGGUUUUCCUUCCGAUUGCUGUAGGGCGGUGGAAAUUUAUGAAACGUCUUAAGUUUAGGUGAGAAUUUCAACCUUGAAAACAGCGAAUACUCUGGUGCGUAGAAGAACAGAGCAGAAAGAUAGAUAUUCUGACGAAGGUAUAGUGAAAAUCGGGACGAGUGAUGAAGAACUGGGAAUUUCCUUUCAUUCGUGAGUGAUCGAUCCGUACGUAGAAUAGAUUAUUGCAUAAACGAAGAAUACGUCGAAAGCAUUUUGAUAUAAUUAUAAUUAACAUAAUAUCGAUUCAGACGGAUCAAUAAUUCAGCACAAUAGAACUACCGCAAUGUUAUCCUUUUUUUGUGUUCGUAAUUACACUGGGCAUUGAACACGAAAAAACUUGAGCCAUGAUUUCGAGAUGAAUGGGUAUUCCAAUGAAAUCUACAUAAUUGAUGCCGACUGAAUAUAGAUAAUGCGAUUCUAAAUAGCAUUCAUAAGAAGCAGAACGUUAUCUUAUCACUUGUGAUCUUAGCGAGUAUGCAGUAAAGAUUGUAGCGUCGUUGACGUCGGGCAACAAGCAACCUAGCACUCAGAAGUCGAGGAGCACCAAUCGAUAAAUGGCAAGAAGAGGAUAGAAGAAACAUAAACAAUAGCAAACUUCAGUUUUACCACUACAAGUUUUAAACAAAAUAGUGUUUGACGAAUGCAACUCCCCAUACAUUAUGCAGACGUGACGAAUCGUAUUAUCGUGCAAUGAAAUACAGUAUCUCUGAACGCAAAGAAGCACUCUGGUUCGCGAAAAAAGAAGCUCAGCACAUUAAAGGUGGCGUAAAUGGAAUACAAAAAAGUGUGCCAGUAGUGAAACAUCAGCAGAAGUAAAGAGUAAUUGGUCAGCCCGGCUACUCGGAGGCAUCCGAAGACAAGCAGAAGCAAAGUGAAACAGGAGAUUAUCAACAUAUAUGCAAAAACAAAUCAAAAAUUAGUGUUUGCUCUUUGACCAGUCAGCAGAAAAGCGCGAAUCAGUGUGACAAUGGCGUUGAGCAAUUCGCUGAUGCAGAAUGUCGAGGAUGAAGAUGAUGACUUUCAGGAUGCAUGUGACUCGGAAGGCCCAUCGCCACUCUGCGGCAUGGACUUGGAGGCGGCCCUAACCGAAGCCAAGCUGGCAGUCAAUCUGUUUUUCAACAACAAAUUCAACGAAGCGGAAGCACUGAUGAAGCCAUGGGCAACAUCAAGCAUGUAUCACUCGGUGGGUCACAGCGUGUUUGCCUAUCUAGAAGCCAUGCUAACGUUCGAACAGCAGCACAUAGUGGCGGCUUCCGAUGCGCUGAAGCAGUGCCUAGGCGUGUGCAAUCGCUACCGGAAGAAGAACACCCUGACGGAAACCAUCGGAAAAACGUUCAAAAAGGUAAACUACGACCAAUACACGGACGUAGAAGCGCAUGCAGAGCUUUGCACGGCCGAGGCGAUGCUACUGAAGGCAAUGCUAACGUUCAUAGAGGAUGAAACGUUGACCAGUUUGAUCAAGGGCGGCAUGAAGAUUCGAAACUGUUUCGCCAUGUACAAAGAAUGCAACACUAUACUUAAUCAGCGGCAGUGGGAGUCGGAAAGUUCCAGAGUGCAUUUUGAAAGCGGGGUUCGGAUGGGCCUGGGGACGUUCAAUCUCAUGAUCUCGUUGCUUCCGGGAAGGGUCAUCAAACUGUUAGAGUUCAUAGGAUUUUCCGGAAAUAAGGUAAGCGGCAUGCAAGACUUAAUCAUUGGAUCGCAAAGCUUAGGCAUCCGGCAGGUGCUAUGCGUGAUGACCCUUCUCGGGUACAACCUGAUUGUAUGCUACGUGCUGAGCCACAAGGAGGGUGACCUCAAGUUUUGCGACGAGCUACUCGGCAAACAGCUAAAGCAGUAUCCGGACGGUGUGUGGUUCUUGUUUUUCAAGGGAAGGCUGGAGUUUAUGAAGGGCAAUCUGGACGACGCCCUGAUGUGGUACAAACGGUCCUGGAAGUCGCAAAACGUGUGGCCUCAGUUUCAUCAUUUGUGCUUCUGGGAGCUACUGUGGGUUAACUGCUUACGAUUGGACUGGCGAGAAUCGUUGCUCUUCGCUACGUAUUUGGUAGAGCACAGCAAGUGGUCACGUACGAUUUACACAUAUCAGAAGGCAUCCAUCAUGUGCAUGAUGAAGCGAUCGGAUCUCACGUCGGUCGAACUGCGUACUUUGGAUGGAUUGAUGAAGGAGGUUCCCAAGUACAAGCAACGAAUCGCAGGAAAGUCGCUUCCGAUGGAGAAAUUCGCCUGCAAAAAGACUGACCGGUUUUUCGCCCAGCAAUCGUUCCUGUACGUGCCGGCGCUGGAGCUAAUGUACGUUUGGAAUUUGUUCAAAAUUCUUGGUAAGCAUUUCCACCUGGCCGAUGGGGUGUUUCGGAUAGUGGAGGAAAAUUUGAACGAGUUAGAGGAGCGACAACGAAAGAAAACCACCAGCCCGUUGAAUGCCUACGACGUGGAUAACAAAGCAUUACUAUUGUUACUUAAAGGAGCUUGUCUAAGGCAGAUGAAUAGUCCACUGCAGGCAAUAAGCUGCCUUGAAACCGUGGUUGCAAUGUUCAAAGAUCUCAAAGAAGACUUCUACUUAGUACCAUACGCCAUUGUGGAGAUUGCUCUCAUCUACGUUGAUCAAGGCAAAAAAGAACAAGCAAUUUUGGCCCUUGAGGAUGCAAAGAAAAACUACAGUGGCUACUCAUUGGAGUCUCGGUUGCAUUUCCGCAUUCACACGGCCCUCAUCGAACUGAAGGGCAAAAGCUACGAAAACAUUCCGGCCGGUGGGGAUUAGGACCGGCCACCUUUCAACUGCAACGAUCAAAAACCACUAACAUACUUGGGAAACUGAAUCAAAGAAACCGGAAGGAAUCUAGUCUUGUAGUCAAAUGAAUGAGUGAUACGUGAAGGACAAAUCGACAACGUAGUGUAUUUAGAGAAAGAAAAAAAAAACGAAAUGCAUUUAUGAAAUGGAUCCAUUCGGAACGAAUUUAUCAAAGACGAUACUUUUCUAUUUUGAAAGAUUUCGAAUGAAACGCUUGAUCGUAGAUCGAUUUGCUUAGAAUAGGUGUUGAUUUUGUUUGUAAUGAUUGAUUUCUGUUAAAACUCACUAUAGCAAAAGCCACGACGAGAGUAUUGAAUCUAUUUCUACGGUUCAAUCUCAUUAAAGACAUCUAAAUAAAGUGCACAUCAUGGAUGUUA
This is a messenger RNA of Aedes aegypti (yellow fever mosquito), 3342 nucleotides long. RefSeq names its product tetratricopeptide repeat protein 39B. The transcript has 9 exons. The record is from RefSeq and is a predicted model, not a curated record. Gene Ontology annotation, molecular function: protein binding. Lineage: Eukaryota; Metazoa; Arthropoda; Insecta; Diptera; Culicidae. Bases 1148 to 2935 code for a protein of 595 amino acids.